GAGGUAGCAGCAGCAGCAACAGCAGCAGCAACCACAUUUGAGCCAAACAAGCGACGCGCUGGUUGUUUCGCUUUUUACUUUUCUUUUGUGUUUUCAUUUUCCCUUCAUCCACAAAACUCGCAUAAUAACCAACUCCCCCCUCCUUCGACUCCUUCAUCAGCCAUAAAAACAAGCAAGAUCGGUCCAACCAGCACAGCAGCAAUAGCCUUCCCCCCCCUCCCAAGCAGCAGUCACACACAAAAAUGGUCGACACGGACAAGCCCGAGGACGCCGUCUUUGACGACAUGGUUGAGAUUGGCGACCUGCACGAGCUUUCCAUCCUCGCUAACCUCCAGCGGCGGUUUGAGCGCGACAUUAUCUACACGUACAUUGGCAAAAUCGUACUCGUCGCAGUCAACCCGUACAAGCAGCUGUCGGUCGCGCCACCACAAAACUCGAUCAACCCGUUCGCCAAGCUCUCGCUGCAUGGCGCCGAGUUGGCCAACACGUACCGCAUGAAGCGCGCCGGCGAGCUUCCGCCGCACAUUUUUGCUACUGCCCAGGAGGCGUACCACCACAUGAUGCGCGAUCGCAAGAGCCAGUGCGUUGUUGUGAGCGGCGAGAGCGGCGCAGGCAAGACCUUUUCGACGCAGCUCAUUCUCAACUACCUCGCGAACGCUUCGGCUGCGGCGGCAGACAAGUUUGGCAGCGUCCCUGGCCUUCCCACCAGCACCAGCACCAGCACUAGCACCAGCACCAGCACGACGACAGCUGCUGCAUCUGUGCAGACUGCCGGGGCCCUCACCAUGAAGGACUCGAUCGGCAAGCGCUUGCUCGCUGCUGGGCCCGUGCUGCAGGCGUUUGGCAACGCCACCACCGUGUACAACCCCAAUUCCAGUCGCUUUGGCAACUACAUUCAGAUUGUGUUUGACAGCAACGGCCGAAUUCAAGGCGCCAACAUUCAGCAGUACCUCUUGGAAAAGUCGCGCAUCAUCCAGCAAGCAGAUCGCGAGCGAAACUACCACGUCUUUUACAACUUGUUGACCUUUGAGGACCUUGUCGCCGAGCUCCAGAUGGGGCCGCCGUCCAACUAUGCCUAUUUGAUUCCGCACAUUCCUGCGGCGCCCAACGCAGCAGGAGCAGCGCCCCACCUGUCUGCCAUGCCUAAGAGCUCGAGCCAGAGCAACUUUUUGAACGUGAACAGCGGACAGCCAGCCCCAAACCGCAGGAGCAGCAUGCGUCGCACGUCCGACGCAGGUCCGUUGAUUGACGAUGUCGGCGACGGCAUCAAGCUGCGCGCCUCGCUCAAAACACUCGAGUUCACCAACGAGGAGGUCAGCGACCUCUUCCGAGUGGUCUUUGGCGUGCUUCUGAUUGGCAAUGUGAAUCUGGUUGCGGGCGAGUCCUCCAACAUGGAGAGCACGGCCAUUCGCAACCCCGUCCUGCUGGACAUGAUCUCGAAGGUUCUCGGUCUCAGCCAGGCGCAUCUCAAGGCGCUCAUGACAGAGCAGGUCUCGCGGUUUUCCACUGGCGAAGUCGUGACGCGCACCAUGUCUGUGCAGCAGGCGCUGACGACCCGCGACAGUAUCGCUAAAGCCCUGUACGCAUGCAUCUUCCACUGGGUUGCCAACCGCAUCAACCGCGUGAUCAAAGGCGCACUGGGCACCGACCGUCCCGGCGGCAACAGCAGCAGCAGCACCAGCGCUGCAGAGUUGGAUGUGAAUGCGCUCCCCGCUGGCUGCACUGCCAUCAACGUGCUGGACAUUUUCGGCUUUGAGAAUUUCGCCCACAACUCGUUCGAGCAGCUCUGCAUCAACUUUGCCAAUGAGCAACUGCACCAAUUCUUCUCGACCUACAUGUUCAAGGUCGAACAGGCCGUCUAUGUCGAGGAGCAGAUCAACUGGGAGCAAAUGUCCUUCCCAGACAACCAGCCGUGCUUGGACCUCAUUGGGCAUGCCAAGCUCUCCAUCUUGUCGCUGGCCGACGAGGAGUGCAUCAUGCCCAAGGCCACAGACCUGACGCUCAUGGAGAAGAUUACCAAACACAACUCGACCCAUCCCUUCUUCAAGGCCAAGGCCAACAAGCUGUUUGGAGUACGGCACUAUGCCGGCCUUGUGUUUUACGAUCCGCAGGGCAUCCUCGUCAAGAAUAACGACUCGCUUGGCGAAGAGGCCCUCAACUUGUUGCGCCAAAGCAAAAAGCCGCUCAUUGGCGACAUGAUCAACCUGUACUACGGGCCCGGCAAGUCGUCGACGGCUGGCAAGCGCAAGACCAUCGGCACGCAGUUCCGCGACUCGCUCAAGCAGCUCAUGACGAGCUUGUCGGCCUGCAACCCGUUCUUUGUGCGAUGCAUCAAGCCCAACAUUUCCAUCACACCGGGCUUGUUUGAGGAGGCGAUUGUGCUCGAGCAACUCAAGUAUCUCGGCCUGCUGGAGACGGUCAAGAUUCGCAAGCACGGCUUCCCCUUCCGCUACAAGUUUGACGAGUUUGUCGCCCGCUACAGGAUUCUGCUUCCGCGGCCUCCCAAGCCUGCGACGUCGGCCACGUACGGGCUUGGCCGCACCGCAACCAAAGCUCCGUCCACGCCGGCUCCAAAGCCACUGGACAGCCGCACUCUCACCCAGCAGCUGCUCGAUUCGCUCGGCAAGACUGUGCCCAGCAAGUCCAAAGGAGGCGCCGCGGCGGCGCCCCAGUCGCUCUACAAGAUGGGCAAGACUCGCGUGUUUUUGCCCCUCGAGUACGAAAUGAACUUGGAGCAGCUGCUGGAACUGGCCAAGGUGACGUGCGCGCGACGCAUCCAACGCACCUUCCGCAAGUGGUUCCACACCCGCAAGCUCAACGUCAAGGCGCGUGCCAUCCAGCGCUUCUACCGCACCUAUCGCGCCCGCAGGUACUUCCUCAAGGCGCGCGCCAUCGCCAAAGCUCUCCAGCCGGUCGCGCGCGGCUACAUUGCACGCGUUGAUGCAAACAAGCUUCGAACGGCCAAGCGCAUCGAGCGUGAGGAACGUCUGCGCCGCGAGCGCGAGGAGGAGGAACGUCGAAAGGCUGAGCUUGCCGCUCUCGAGCGCGAGACCAAGGAGCGCCAGGAAGCCGAGCGUCGCCGCAUUGCCGAGGAAGAAGCCGAGCGCCAACGAGUCGAGGCCGAGCGUCUGGCUGAAGAGCGCCGCCUGCGCGAGCAGGAGGAAGAAAAGGAGCGCCUGGAGCGAAUGCGCAUUGCCGUGGAGCAAGCCGAGCGCGAGCGCAUUGAGCGCGAAAAGAUUGACAUGCUUGCGGCCAAGGAGCGACACCAGCAGUCCAACGCGACGGCGUCCAUGGCGGCCCGCUCGUUCCAAGACUUGUCCAAGGAGGUCGACAACGACGCUCGCGCCAAUCCGAACGACGAGGAGGCCCCAUUGACCAGCGGCAACGACGGUGCAUCGAGUGGCGACCUUCUGUCCCCGUCAUCGUUGGCUGCGGCCGCUGCUGCUGCCGCGACCUCUCGCAUGCUCGCCUCGCCCGUGCACGCCCUGCCGCCCGUGCUGGAGUCCUGCGCUGGGUACCAGAUCGAAGGACCGUCCUUGGUUCGUGCGCGUCGUGGGGCUGCUUUCAUCGAGGUCACCCGUGACAACCGCUGGUGGAAGCACUUUUUCUACCAAAAGGAGCACAUUACGGUGGCUGCCAAACACGAGUCCCUGGGCACCGUGCUGGUGUCGAUCGUCGCGCGCUCUGCAGAAGACAUUGUCUCGACUGCCGCGACCGAUCCCGCCACGUACCGCGCGAUUGUCUGGACCAAGCUCGGCUUUGGUCUUGCCAGCUUCUCUCCUCCCGACCAAGACUACUCUGAGGCCGCCGGAGAAAUCGUCAAGGGCAAGAAGAAGCAGUACCGCGCUCACGAGCUGAUGGACAUGGCUGUGGAUCGCUUUGGCCACACGCUGGGCGACAAGUGGAAGCUCCGCGAGAACUGCUUCCAGGUGCGCAACUCGGACUGCGACGACAAGCUCUUGCGUCUGGAAGAGGACAACCACAAGUUCUACUACCCCCAGCACUACAAGUUUGGCGUGCUGCUGAUGCGCGAAGGCCAGACGGACGAAACGCUCUUGUUCUCCAACUGCAACGAUGGGCGUGCGGGCGAGCCUCCACGCUGCCCUUCGUUCGACGCCUUCCUUGAUCUGAUUGGCACCAAGGUCCGCCUACAAGGCUUUGACAAGUUCCGCGGCGGUUUGGAUGUCAAGACCGACCUCACCGGCACGCACUCGUACGCUGCCACGCGUGAUGCUGGGCCAUCGACGGAUGAAAUCAUGUUCCACGUCUCCUCCAUGCUUCCGUUUGCCCGCGACCAGCCCCAGCAGCCCGAGCGCAAGCGACACAUUGGCAACGACGUCUGUCUUGUCGUGUUCAACGACGGCACCACGCCAUACGCGCCCCAGACCGUCAAGUCGCACUUUAUCCACGUGCUGAUUGUCGUGCACUUGGUUUCUGCAGCCUCCGAGGACGGCAGCGUGCCUGCACAGUACCGCGUCGGCGUCGCGUACAAGGACACGGUGAGCGAGUUUUCGCCUCCCAUCACGCACGAGCUCUGGGCGCACGGACCUGAGCUGCGCGAGUUUUUGAUCAACAAGCUGAUCAACGGCCAGCGCGCCGCGCUCAAGUGCGAGUCCUUCCAAGAGCCCUUCCGCAAGUACCGCUCGUCCGUACUGGACCAGCUGUACCAUGUUGCCGCCGAGCAGCGCGGCGAGAAGGCCUGGCGAUCGCGCGCGAGCAAGCAGACGGUCAAGACGCAUCUCGGUUCGAUUCGCAAGUUCAACUCGAUGGACAGCGACGACCUCCACGCACUCCGCCUCUUGCGCUACGAGCAGGACGAGCGCAAGGCUGCGGAGAAGGAUUUCGCCGAGGCUGCCAAGAAAGCCAAGGGCGGCAGUCUGUUCCUGAGUGGCAAGCGGUCCAGCUCGGCGACCAAACUCCAACUCGAAAACCGCUUUUCGUCCGUCACGGAGGCCACCACCAGCAGUGCUCCCUCGUCUCCCGUCGCCGUGCCGCGUCGUGGCCGCGCGACCACCAUGGUGGGCGCUCCUUCGCCGCUCGCGCUCGAGGGAGGCCCGAUCAGCCCGACCAGCCCGACUUCUCCCCAGAGCGAGAAGAAGCGGUGGCGCUUGCUGACAUCGUUGCGCGGCACUCCCAAGAGUCCCGACGGCUCGUCUCCCGUUGAGCCCCUGUCUCCUGUCGACACCAACUUUCCCGAUGCCAACACGACCCUGUCUUCUUCCCCGCCCAUCGUGAACAAGCAAGUUGCGCAGCUUCGGCAGCAGGAGGACAUGUGAUGAGCGAGGGGUUUGAGUGUCACUUGCUCCUCCUCCAGACAACGGAUUGUUUUUGCUGCUCGAUGCAGCCGUUCGUGUUUGGGGGGGGGUGUGUGUUUUGUUUCUUCCCACUUUUUGUGUCUGUGUGUUUGUCUGUGUGUGUUUUUGUGUGAAUUUGUGUUUUUUUCGUCUGGCUGUACAAAUUUGAACAAAAUUUCCCCAAA
Capsaspora owczarzaki ATCC 30864 is the source of this 5479-nucleotide messenger RNA. RefSeq names its product myosin-VIIa motor domain-containing protein. Gene Ontology annotation, biological process: actin filament organization; vesicle transport along actin filament; regulation of small GTPase mediated signal transduction. The transcript has 2 exons. Gene Ontology annotation, cellular component: vesicle; myosin complex; actin cytoskeleton. NCBI's taxonomy places the organism in Eukaryota, Filasterea, Ministeriida, Capsasporidae. Bases 243 to 5276 code for a protein of 1677 amino acids. Gene Ontology annotation, molecular function: ATP binding; GTPase activator activity; actin filament binding. The record is from RefSeq and is a predicted model, not a curated record.